Messenger RNA from Sinocyclocheilus grahami, 868 nucleotides. RefSeq names its product butyrophilin-like protein 2. Gene Ontology annotation, cellular component: external side of plasma membrane. Lineage: Eukaryota; Metazoa; Chordata; Actinopteri; Cypriniformes; Cyprinidae. Gene Ontology annotation, molecular function: signaling receptor binding. Gene Ontology annotation, biological process: T cell receptor signaling pathway; regulation of cytokine production. The record is from RefSeq and is a predicted model, not a curated record. Bases 3 to 587 code for a protein of 194 amino acids. The transcript is spliced from 4 exons.
UAAUGCGUGUAAGACCAUCUUUCUCUCUUUUCCUCUCAGAUGAUUUUCAGCUUGUUAUUCCUCAAACAUCUCAAGAAGCACAGAUUUAUAUGGGGUCUAAAAUCAUUGUUACUUGUCACUUGACUCCUGAAAUCUGUGCCAUUGCCAUGCAGAUCAAAUGGUUUAAGGAGACAGAUUGUGUUUGCAUCUACAAGAACGGACAUGUGAUUGAGGGGAGAAACUACAAAGACAAAGCGAGUCUCGACACUCAUGUACUGCAGAGAGGAAAUGUGUCCUUACAUCUAAAUAAUUUCAGUGUCUCAGAUGUUGGUGAUUACUAUUGUCAGGUCAUCAGUGGAGACAGAACACAGCAGAUUACAGUAGGAGUGAGGAUAAAACCUGAAGUCCAACCUGUAAGUCAGUCGCCAACAUUUCAAGGCCAAUCUAUUCAGCUAAUACUGUUUGAGAUAGAUAAAAUAUGGACUGAAGAGGAGACAAUUGAAAUGGAUGAAUCUGCUUUAAUGUCAGAAAUGAAAGUGAACAAUAUGCAGCAGCUUCAUCAAAUGAUGAUCAGGGCUUACAGAGAAGGUUAUCUCAAUUGGAGUUGAGAGAGACCAGAAUGGACUUGGACAGAGUCUUAAGACUCAACCCUCAUUCUCAGUUGUUGGACAGAGACAAAUAAUAAUAAAAAAAAUGUAAUAGCUACCUAUAACAUACAAAUGUCAGGUUGAUGCUUAAUGCCUUAUCUUAAUUUCAUGAAAUGUAUUGCAAUCAAUAUUUCAGAUUUUUUUAAAACUCCAAAAAUACAUAUACAUUAUGGCAUGACAUCAUGAAGAAGAUAAGUGUAAUUACAUUGAAUUUACACUGUACUUAAUGUAUAUUUGUAACC